This is a messenger RNA of Sphenostylis stenocarpa, 1131 nucleotides long. NCBI's taxonomy places the organism in Eukaryota, Viridiplantae, Streptophyta, Magnoliopsida, Fabales, Fabaceae. The record is from the annotation of a GenBank genome assembly.
AUGAAAAUGCAGAACCUCAAACUGCAACUACUCUUACUCCUCUCAAUUUCAACCUGUCAUGCUGUUUUCUCCUUCACUGAUGGGUUGUUGCCAAAUGGGAACUUCGAGCAGGGCCCAAAGCCAUCGCAGUUGAAAGGGUCCGUAGUGACUGCGCACGAUGCCAUUCCUAAUUGGACAACUUCGGGGUUAGUUGAAUACAUAAAAUCAGGACAAAAACAGGGUGACAUGUUGUUGGUUGUGCCUGAGGGAGACUAUGCAGUUAGACUUGGCAAUGAAGCUUCCAUUAAGCAGAAGAUGAAGCUGAUUAAGGGGUUUUUCUACUCCAUCACUUUCAGUGCCGCUAGAACCUGUGCACAAGAGGAGAAGCUCAACGUGUCAGUGGUACCAACCACCGAGAAGAGGGACUGGGGCAUUAUCCCCAUUCAGACUAUGUAUGGUAGUAAUGGUUGGGAGUCUUUUACUUGUGGGUUCAGAGCAGAUUUCCCAGAAGGUGAAAUUGUCAUCCAUAACCCUGGCAAAGAAGAGGACCCUGCUUGUGGUCCACUCAUUGAUUCCGUUGCCCUCAAGGUUUUGUACCCACCUAAAAGAACCAGAGCCAAUUUGCUGAAAAAUGGAAAUUUCGAAGAAGGGCCAUAUGUGUUCCCUAACUCGUCUUGGGGGGCUUUGAUCCCACCCCAUAUUGAGGAUGCUCAUAGCCCUUUGCCAGGAUGGAUAGUUGAGUCUCUUAAGGCUGUGAAGUACAUUGAUUCUGAUCACUUUGCUGUGCCUGAGGGAAAAAGAGCUAUUGAACUUGUUGCAGGGAAAGAGAGUGCCCUUGCACAGGUUGUGAUCACUACAAUUGGUAAGGUUUAUGACCUCACUUUCGCUGUGGGUGAUGCCAACAAUGCAUGUGAAGGUUCCAUGAUGGUAGAAGCAUUCGCUGGCACAGACACUGUCCAAGUUCCAUAUCAAUCCAAGGGUAAAGGAGGUUUUGUCAGAGGCAAACUUCGGUUCAAGGCUGUGUCAACACGUACACGUCUAAGGUUCCUAAGCACCUUUUACACCAUGAAGAGUGAUAACUCUGGUUCUCUAUGUGGACCCGUCAUAGAUGAUGUAAAAUUGCUUGGUGUUCGUUAUCCCACACAUGCUUGA